Messenger RNA from Aaosphaeria arxii CBS 175.79, 1903 nucleotides. RefSeq names its product ATP synthase subunit alpha. Gene Ontology annotation, biological process: proton motive force-driven ATP synthesis; proton transmembrane transport. Gene Ontology annotation, molecular function: ADP binding; proton-transporting ATP synthase activity, rotational mechanism; ATP binding. Bases 1 to 1662 code for a protein of 553 amino acids. The record is from RefSeq and is a predicted model, not a curated record. The transcript has 7 exons. NCBI's taxonomy places the organism in Eukaryota, Fungi, Ascomycota, Dothideomycetes, Pleosporales.
AUGUUUGCUAGAGCGCUUCGCCAGAGCAGCCGCCGGGCUGCUGCAAUCUCUGCCUCCGGCAGGAUCGCUGCGACCCGAGCCACACCCGUCGCCUUCAACACCACCAAGCAGGUUCGAUGCUACGCCGCCGAUGCGAAGGCCGCCCCUACCGAGGUCUCUUCCAUCCUCGAGCAGAGAAUCCGUGGUGUCCAGGAGGAGACCAGCCUUGCCGAGACCGGACGUGUUCUCUCCGUCGGUGACGGUAUUGCCCGUGUCCAUGGAAUGAGCAAUGUCCAGGCCGAGGAGCUCGUCGAGUUCGCCUCCGGUGUCAAGGGCAUGUGCAUGAACUUGGAGGCCGGCCAGGUCGGUAUCGUGCUCUUCGGUUCCGAUCGAUUGGUCAAGGAGGGUGAGACCGUCAAGCGUACUGGCGAGAUUGUCGACGUUCCCGUCGGCGAGGCUCUCCUCGGACGUGUUGUCGAUGCCCUCGGUAACCCCAUCGAUGGAAAGGGUCCCAUCAAGACCACCGAGAGGCGCCGUGCUCAGGUCAAGGCCCCCGGUAUCUUGCCCCGUCAGUCCGUCAACCAGCCCGUCCAGACCGGUCUCAAGUCUGUCGAUGCUAUGGUUCCCAUCGGCCGUGGCCAGCGUGAGUUGAUCAUCGGUGACCGUCAGACCGGAAAGACUGCCGUCGCUCUCGACACCAUCCUCAACCAGAAGCGAUGGAACAACACCAACGACGAGACCAAGAAGCUCUACUGCGUCUACGUCGCCGUUGGCCAGAAGCGUUCCACCGUCGCCCAGCUCGUCAAGACCCUCGAGGAGAACGAUGCCAUGAAGUACUCCAUCAUCGUUGCUGCUACCGCCUCUGAGGCAGCGCCGCUCCAAUAUCUCGCGCCUUUCACAGGUUGCUCCAUGGCUGAGCACUUCCGUGACAACGGAAAGCACGCCCUCAUCAUCUACGACGAUUUGUCCAAGCAGGCUGUUGCUUACCGUCAAAUGUCUCUCUUGCUCCGUCGUCCCCCUGGUCGUGAGGCCUACCCCGGAGACGUUUUCUACCUCCACUCCCGUCUCUUGGAGCGUGCUGCCAAGAUGAACUCCAAGCUUGGUGGUGGUUCUUUGACCGCUCUCCCCGUCAUUGAGACCCAGGGUGGUGAUGUGUCUGCCUACAUUCCCACCAACGUCAUUUCCAUCACCGACGGACAGAUCUUCUUGGAGGCCGAGCUUUUCUACAAGGGUAUCCGUCCCGCCAUUAACGUCGGUCUUUCCGUCUCCCGUGUCGGAUCCGCUGCCCAGCUCAAGGCCAUGAAGCAGGUCGCUGGUUCCUUGAAGCUCUUCUUGGCCCAGUACCGUGAGGUCGCUGCCUUCGCCCAGUUCGGUUCCGAUUUGGAUGCUGCCACCAAGCAGACCCUCAACCGUGGUGAGCGUCUUACCGAGCUCCUCAAGCAGAAGCAGUACGCUCCUAUGGCCGUCAACGAGAUGGUUCCUUUGAUCUUCGCUGGUGUCAACGGUCUCCUCGACAACGUUCCCGUCGCCAAGAUCCUCCAGUGGGAGUCUGACUUCCUUGCCCACCUCCGAUCCAACGAGUCUGAGCUCCUCGCUCAGAUCGAGAGGGAAGGUGCUCUCAGCAAGGAGUUGGAGGGCAAGCUCCGUGAUGUCGCCACUAGCUUCACCAAGUCCUUCCUAUAGACGUUUGGUAUAGGAAUGGGUGGUCAUCAUCUUCAGGGUUCCUGGCGGAGGUGAAAAUGCGCUGAUUGGGAGAAUAGAUGUAUAAUAGAAGAUGCGUUUCUCGCCAUCAGCUGUCUCAAUAUGGAAAGUCUCUUUGAAAACUGGUUACGAUGCCUGCCUCGCGUACUGCACGGUUUAUAUCAAACCCCAAAAAGGGUGUGGGGUGCGACAAGAACCAAAAAUUCUCUGGGAAGCGUUCCUG